Lactuca sativa (garden lettuce) is the source of this 396-nucleotide messenger RNA. The record is from RefSeq and is a predicted model, not a curated record. Lineage: Eukaryota; Viridiplantae; Streptophyta; Magnoliopsida; Asterales; Asteraceae.
AUGGCGUCCGACGGCAACAAUGGGCACAUAGGAGCUCAAAACAGCCCAAUCCAGUCUAUGGUACCGUUGGACAAAACACCGCCACCGACGGCGGCCAGCAAUGACGCUACGGGUGAGGGAGGUUCUACGGUAACCGCAAUACCGCCGAAAAACCGUCCACUAUCCACAUCUUCAAAAACAAUCGUCGGUACAGCUGUGCAACCCUCAGUCCAGCAGCCAAGACUGCCUCAGGUAACAGUGCCCUUAGCCACAUCAAUCCAAACACCACCAGCUUUCCAGUCAACAACGAUGCAGUCUCCGAUACCCCCGAUAUCACCAUUCUUCACGUUGACGAUGCAACAUCCGUUGCCAAUCCCUUCAAUGGUACUCCCGUUAAGCCAAAUACCAAACAUCUAA